This is a messenger RNA of Echinostoma caproni, 1539 nucleotides long. NCBI's taxonomy places the organism in Eukaryota, Metazoa, Platyhelminthes, Trematoda, Plagiorchiida, Echinostomatidae. The record is from the annotation of a GenBank genome assembly.
AUGGUGUUGCACUCAGCUUACAGUCUGCAUGUGUACUUGGAAUUUGAUGUGAUACAUCAGCCAAAGAAACUUUCCGACUCACCCAGACCAUUUCCCUCGGUCACAUUGUGCAACCUACGCCCGUUUACAACUCGAGAUAUUCGGCAGUUGAAAGCGGCUGGUGUAGUCCCGGUUGAUAUGUACUUUGAAAACCUAAAACGAAUGAUAUUCAGCUUGAAAAAUGAAACUAGAAAACACAUGACUAUGCUGUGGACAUUUGCAGCCUACCUAUCCAACCUGCCACCAACUGUGGACAGGCAGAAUUUGGGGCAUUCCCUUGGAGAUAUUGUAAAGCGAUGCUCGAUUUUGUAUAAAAGUGGCUCAUUGACUCGAGGAACAGAAUGCACCAAAAGUGGGUACUGGGCGAAAACACAAGACCGUGUCUUUCACAAUUGCUACACAUAUACUGUAUUCGAGAACCGCAUGAAUACGACUGUGAAUAUGGAAAUGGUACUCUACUUGGACAACCUGGUGGAACAAACGGACUGUUUUGACUGUCAAGAUCGGGUAAUGGCCAGUCAGUUAACAGGUGCUCGAUUACUGCUUCAUCCACGAGCUUCCUAUCCACGAGUGGCGGAAGACGGAAUAAAUUUGAUGCCAGGAACAUUGACAGAUAUUCGAUUCAGUGUGAAUGAAUGGUCCAUGAUGGAGCCACCACAUGGGCGUUGUAGCAAAGUAACACCGGAUGUGAUCUCGUUCAAUCAGGUUACUUAUAGCUAUUCGGAAGAAGCAUGCAAUCAGGCUACUCAGCAGGAACGUAUUGCACAACGAUGUAACUGUUUGACACAAGAUCUGCCUGUACCCACACAUCUGAUGCACAAAGGUUUGAGAAAAUGUCAGGAUUUCAAAUUUCCGGCCACAUACGCUGUUCUACAAGAUUUGAAUUUGACCAGUCAACUUUAUUUCAACGACACAGUGAUCGACAACUACGUUCGAUUCGCCGGCUGCUCUGCUCAAACCGGUGCCGAAUUGGACAGUCAGAGUAUCGGUUGUCGACCAGCUUGCUUGCGGUACACAUACAAGCCAAGCAUCACAGCAGCGCAGUGGCCGACAAAAACAUUCCUUACUUGGUUUGUGACCAAGUUUCUCAAAGAAAGGAACCGCACAUUGUCUGACACGACGAACAACCUGAACGAGACAGAACUCAUGAUUCAAAAAGAACGCUUUGAAGAAUUGCGUAACCUGUUAGCUCCGUAUCAAGAAAUCUCAGAGCUUACAAAAUCCGGCGAAUUGGACGAAGCCAUCCGAAAACUGAUGCAACUGCAAGUUGUUGAACGAAACUUUCUAUCCAUUGUCAUUUCGCGACCGAAUUUUGACUUGGAGAGAAUCGAGGAAAAAGCUGUUGUUUCUCUAACAUCCUUAUUUAGCCAAAUAGGCGGUUUGCUCAGCAUCUGGGUUGGCUUGACAUUCGUUUGUAUUGUUGAAUUGGUGGAACUUGGUUUGAACGUAUUUGACACACUUUUGUUGUACAGGAACAGAAAAAAGUUGUCAAAGAAAUGA